Messenger RNA from Chlamydomonas reinhardtii, 6204 nucleotides. RefSeq lists its product as uncharacterized. The record is from RefSeq and is a predicted model, not a curated record. Gene Ontology annotation, molecular function: kinase activity. The transcript is spliced from 3 exons. NCBI's taxonomy places the organism in Eukaryota, Viridiplantae, Chlorophyta, Chlorophyceae, Chlamydomonadales, Chlamydomonadaceae. Bases 168 to 3356 code for a protein of 1062 amino acids.
GAUAAUCCUGGUUGUCAUAGAACAUGCCACCUAGACGGGCUCGAGUCCCUGCAACUCUCGAGAGCCGCAUCAAGCAAGGUCUGCAAUACUUUGCUGGCCUGCGCGAGGACGAGGCAGCAGAUGUUGCCCGUGCAAAGGACCUGGGCGAUGCACUCCUUGAAGCUGACAUGAACAUUAUCAGCAAUACCGGGAUUUUGAGCGGCAUCGUGGCUGCGCAUGCCUGGGCCGCGCGUGCGCUUGCCGUUGACGUUCUGAACGACUCGGCUUACGUCGCUUUUGUAGCGACCGCAACUAAUCUAGGAGAACUGCUCAGCAGCCAGCCGGGCGACCAAGCUUACGGCAGGCAGGACCGGUUGGUCCGAGCCCUGCUGAGGGCGGACACGCUCGCCGUGCACGCGAGGCUGUGUGUACGGACGCUCGCGCCCACCCGCGGGGCCGCCGCCCGCCGCAGCCUCCGGCCACCGGAUGCAAUCAAGCGGGAUCUGGUAUGGCGUGUCCUCCAGAACCUCUCCACGAUUGCCCGAUUUGUGAACAACAGCCGGGAUGCUGGCCUCAAGCACGAGCUGGUGACGGCGCUGGCGCACACGCAGCUGCUCGAGCACGCCGCGCGGGCGCUGCUAAGCGCCGCCCAGGCCAUUCAGCCCGCAUCCAGCGAAGGAACUUCAGGGGCGGCUGCAGCUUCGGGAACGGGGCUUCCACCUGAGAGCUGGAUAACCGUGUCGGGCGUAGCAACCACAUUUGCCCACGCGCUUUCGUGCCUGGUGGGCACAGACCUGCGCACUACCGCGCUGUGCCCACGACCCCGCGAACGGGACGCAUCUGUGGAGGUGUCGCAGAAUUCGAGGCAGCUACAACUGCUGGAGCAGCUGCGGCCGCUGCUGGCCAGCCGCUGCGUGCAGCUCUGCACGGGAUGGGCGGGCCUGUGUGCGGCCAUUACCGUACGGCAGCGGGCAGCGGACGACAGCGCUCAGCAGGGCUUGGUACCAACUGCGUCGCAGCUGUGGCACGGGCUGCCGUCGGAGCUGAUACGGCCGCUGCAGCUGCCGCCGCAGGCCACUGUGUCAAGCCAGGAUAUGGUGCGCACAGCGACCCUGGCACUGCCUAUGGUCCUGCAGGUGACGGUCAGCGGCCCCUGCGACCUGGCCAUCGCCCAGCCGCCCGUGGGCUACGACCGCCUGCCGCACAGGCAGCCACAGCCGCAGCGACCAUCGGCGGGGCCAUCAGCAGCGGGGUCAGCAGCAGCGGAGGGGCCGGCUGCAGCACCAGCACCAGCUUCGUACAGCGCCGUAAACGCGUACGGGCUGCUUAAGGCAUUAUGGCACUGCCUGGCCUGUGACCGCGCCACUUACACGUGCAACCUGUGCGCAGUCGCCACGGUAAUGACCCGGCUGCUGACGGAGCUGCGGCCGCGGCAGGCGGCGGUGCUGCUGCCGAGUUGGUGGCAGCUGCUGGCGCAGGAGCCGUCCAUGCUCAUUGAGGGGUACGGGCUUGCGCAGGACGCAGGGGAGCUGCUGCGGCUGCAGUUGAAUGCGCCGCCGCCGGUCGCGUGGGCUGUUGGGGUGACGGAUGCAGCUUCCGUGGCUGCGGCGAGUGUGGACUGGCCGCCGGAAGCGGCGGAGGUGCAGGACGCGGAGGCGGCGACAGCAGCGAAGGCAGCAGCCAGCCUGGCGCGUGAGAGGGACCCCAGCUACAGCCUCCGCUGCGCGCUGGACGCGGGGCUGCUGUCAGUUAUGGAACGGUGCCUUCGCGCGCCACAGGCCUGGCGGCAGUCCAACAGCGUGAGCAAGCUGCUGUACGUCGUAAACUGCGUGCUGCGCUACUCGGGCGUGUGGCCCGCGGUGCUGGCUCGCGGUCCCGUGCAGCAGGCGGUGUCGCUGAUUGCCACGCUGGGCGCAGCAGCUCGGCUGCUGCAGGAGAAGGACACGUCACUGGACGUGAUAAGCCGUGCCUCCCAGCCUGGCAUGCAAACAACGGCAAGGUGCGGCGCCGGCGGCUACCUGUGUGCCUACCUGUCCGCAAUGCUGGAGCAGGUCGUGGACGUGCGGGCGCUGGGCGAGGGCGCACAGCAGCAGCAGCAGCGGGAGGAGCAGCAGGCAGCAGCUAUCGAUGCUACGGCCACAGCCGCAAUUUCCACCCCACUGCACCUCAACUCGGUGCUGGAGCAGGUAGUGGAUUCGAAGGACGGCAGUGUCGAGCCCUCCACGUGCUCCAUCGCCUGGAUGGCGGCGGCGGGCGGCCUGCCAGCUGCCGGCUCCACAGCGUACCGGCAGCAGCAGCUGCUCACGAGCUUCGCGGUGUACCAGUGGCUGCCCAUGCUGGCAAAGGCAACGGAGGAUGCCUUGUGGAGUAGUGAGGCGGGCGCCGAGGGCUGGCUGUCGCAGGCGCUCCUGGUGGGGCACCUGGUGAUGGAUGUGCUCUGGCGCGAGGAGCGCCCGCCAGCUGAAGCCGACGAGGGCGCUGGCUCACACAACCGACGACAGGACGCGGCGUGGUGGGAGGGCGUGACGCAGACUGGCCAGCUUGCGAAGAGCAUGCACAAUAUUAUGGACGUGCUGGCAACAGACGCCCAUCAGCGGACGGAUGGAAAGCAGCAGGCUGGGCAGGCGGCGGAGGGCGGGAAGGGCAGCAGCACGAGCAGCCUUGGCGACAGCACAGCACAGCAGCGGCAGGCGCCACCGCCCGAGCUAGUGCUGCAGUGCUUGACGCCGCUGCCGAUGCAGCAGCUGGCAGCGGUGCACGGGCGGCAGGACAUGGUGGAUUACCUGGACGCAGUAGCUAAGGGUUUGAGAGGGGAAAUGAUGAUUGAGUGCGGCAGUGCCGGCGCCGGCGGAAGCGGCAUGGGGGUGCAAGGGCCUGCCAGCAUGGAGGGCGGCGCGUCGCACGCUAGCGCCACGGCGGAUAGGUUGAGGGCGAAGUGGGUUGGCGCCGUGCGGCCGCGGUACCCGUGGCUGUUGUCUCAAGGCCAGGCACAGGCGGGGCUGCAUGACCUGAUGGUCGCAGAGGCGGCGGCUGCAGCGGCAGCUACUGCUACGGGCGAGCCCUCAGUAGCCUGCGGCGGCGGUGGCAGCAGCGGGAGCAGUAGCAGGAGCAGUAGUGGGCAGGGCAGCAGCAGCGAUGGGCCGGUAUUUGAGCACAAGCUGUGCUACAACCCGCGCUGCUGCUCGCUGGACGGCCCCAGCGUGUUGGUUGCGCCCCGCGGCGGCAAGACGUGUGUGCGGUGCCGUGCUGCCACGUAUUGCUGCGGCGCUUGCCAGCUUGUGGACUGGCGUGAGCGGCACUCUGGCACCUGCAGUGGAGCCGCCGCGGCGGCGGCAGGGUCAGCAGGGACAGCGAAGGCAGCGCUGAAGAAGGCAUGAACUGACGAAGUGCAACAGCAGUAUGGACCCGAAGACUGCGCUUCAAAUGCGGCGUUUUGCGGUUUGUAUGAGAGUGAGAGUGCGAUGCAUGGCGUGGACUCUUGGGUCGUUUGCCACGCCGAGCGUGCAGCAAGAAGCGCUUAAAAAGCCCAAUUGGCUCUGCUUUGCAUUAGCGCAUUACGGUUGAUGACCGCUGACGCGGGUGGUCCGCGCCUUCAUCGGCCGGGAUUACAGAGCGGACUCCACACCGAAUGUAUGAGUGCCAGACCUGCGAUGCUAAUCUUACUUCGCCAAGGCUAGCCUCCUCGCUCCUUUGAGGCUUGAUACCGUAUCAAGGUUUUGGGCAGGAGUAGGGGCAUCAUGAGCGGCGGCGGGGUAACAGGGUGGGGUACAGGCUGCAGUGUUGUUCGGGUUUGGGCGCGUUCUAGGCAUGUGGCACCCGUAUGUGGCAGAGCAAUUUGACUGUCCCCAACAUGUUUAUGUGCCCGCCGAGAAUGCUAAGCUGACGGUCUGAACUUCGCGGUUUUUGUAGUUGCACGACUGUAUGUCAUUAGAGUUUCGGCCAUUGUCGCAGGUGCAGGCGCAGUGCAGUAGAAUGCAGGGGCGUGGGCGAGGAGGAGAGGGCUGACGGACAACUGGAGGCCGUGAUGCGGCGGUAGAUACGGUAGGUACAGGACUGGGAGGCGCACCAAAUGCAUGACUGACUUACCAGUGCACGGCUGAACGCGAUGGCUACAUGUGCGGACUGCGGACGGGCUUGGAACAUCAGCUUAUGAAUGAGGGACGGUGCACUGUUGCCGACGCAUUCGGCCUAUCACGGCAUGCACUCACAUGGCAUCAUCUCGCUCUACACCGCCAGUCUUUGGUGCCACGGCAAGAGGUGGGGCCCCGGUGGAUGGGUGUGCAGGAGGGCGGGGUGGUUUGGCGGUAGGGAUGGGAGUGCGGAAGUGGACGACAAGGUCAAGCUUGCAGGAGGUGUUGUUUGCGGUAACAGCUGGAUGGUGGCAUGUUUUGUCGUUGUAAUAUGGGACAAGCAGCAUGAGGAUGCGUUGUCGAGGAUCAAGUUCACGAGCAUGCCAUCAGGUGAGUUGAACAAGAAAGGCCGUUAGUAAGGGCGUGCUAUGGCUGCUGCAAGUUGUUUCGGGUUAAGGAGGAGGGUGGCAUCCCUGGCCACUGGCGAUCCACCGGGUCACCUGCGCAAGGUAGGCGGUGGCGAGCUCCUUGUUGUUGGGGGGGGCGGGUGGCACAGCCGCACAGCCGGUUUGGUGGUUGGAUGACGGUGGCAGUGCCGGGCCAGUUCCUGAUACCUUCCGUACUCGUGAUGAGCCGUGUGUGACAUCCGUACUCGUGAUGUUCGGUGUUUGUGUCAUAGCCUUGGGCAAACCUAACUGAGCAUUUACGUGGUUUCGAGUCCAACUCGGACACCUGCAAUUCAUCUGUGAUCUGUCAGCUGAGAGCACGCACAUGACGGACGCGGGUCUGCUGCACGUGGCGUACGGCUGCCCCGCCCUGCACAGCCUGCACUUCAGCGCCACGGGCAUCGCCGAUUGGGGCGUGCGCCGACCGGUGGUGCUGGCAGGGCCUCUGCCCGGUGUUCGCGUCGUGGUCGCAGCAGCAGGGGCAGAAGGCUGGAGGGGCGGCGUUAAGGCGGCAGGCGCUGUGGGUGCCGAGGCACGGGCGGCUUGCAACCAGAUGGCAGCGCGCUGUUGGUUGGGACGUUGGGUUGCACUUGGGGGUGCGCUGGGUGAUAACUUUGUUGCAGGAACGGUGGUAGGCGCCUGGCGUGCGGUAUCCCGCGAGCAGCGGGUGCGCCGCGACGCGUUGACCACUCACGCACGCUAUGGUCAACUCGGCAUGGGGCCGUUCGACAGAGGCCAGCACACAUGCCGACGUGUAGCAGUUGGCUUGCCCCUUCCCCCGAAGGGGGAGGGGCAGUAGCCAUUGCGGUCGCAUCGAUCGCCGGAGGGGGGCCCUCACGGUUAUUCCAGUUUUAUGUGCAGUUACGUCGGGAAACCCGAACGUAACUAGAGUUCUUGUGCAAAUAAUACGCCUUUCAAUGUGUCCGUAGCAACGCAUAACUUUGCAAAAACACAAGGAAGGCGUAAGACUAGAGGCGAAGAGAUCAGAGGCGUUGGAGGAUCCCGGCGCUCGAUAGCGCGAUUGGCUUUGCAUUUCCGGGAAUUGCGGUAGACGAUAUUCUUCAAGGCAAACAUAUAGACUUGGAUAUGUGCGAGCGCAAACAGCAAAGCGCAUGCGAUCUCUCCGAUCGGCGAUAGCAGAAAGGCAAUGCGCUGACUUAUCGCAGCGCAGUGGAGAUAAGUCUAGUUAUUGCGACGUAACUGCCGUGUUGCGUUAGAGUCACGCACGGCGCAGGACGCUCGGGUACGUGCCUGUGCAUGGGGCCGAACCGAGCUGGGUCUUGUACGCGUCAGGAGCACACGGCGCCUUAUCUGCCGUUGUGCUUCUGUACUGUAUUUCGGAUCGUCCCUCUGCCGGGACGGUGACCUCAGUGUGUCGCACUUAAACGUUCCCUACAUUUCUGGACUUUCUUUGCAAUCCUAUACCUGGUUCUAACUAUACUUUACCAUGUCUGGACCGAAUAAGCGUUUAAUAUACACUCAGACGGAGUUGCAGCGCUUUGUUGCGCGAUCCUGCUCAAUGGAACCCCUUAGCUUGAUCACGCUCGCUCUCUGAUCGUAAGGGAAUGCCCUUCGACGCUUCUCUGGCGCUUUGGACCACGCUUUGGUUCGGGGGCCGCAUUCGGGAGCAAAUCGGAGCAGAGCGGAGCUUUCAAGCGGAGCAAAGGCGCGCGAAGCGUUGCGGACAAGGCGUUCGGCAAGUCACUGAA